AAAGACGUGUUGAUAUACAGAAGACGGUUACAGUAUUACACGAGCUUAUGCGACUGCACGCACCCGGCUAGGUGGCAGUCCUCCAUAGGGGAAUGAUUUUUUCGCCACCGAAUUGACAGCUCCAGGCUUGUUCACCGCUCUCGGAUUCGCUUUCGGACUUGAUCAUUGCUGGCCAGGUGGCACUUGGUCUCGUGGUGGAAGCACAAGGCUGCAAACGGUGACGGUGAAGGAUCGUCCCCCUACCAGAAUCACUGGUCCCAGUUACAGGCAGUGAGUAGAAUGAAGGGGUUGUUCGGAUAAUAUUGUACCUGUACGACCGAAGAUGCGGAGUGGGGAUGAUCGGUAGGUGGAUAGGUGUGUACUAUGUAGUGCGGCGAAAGACGAGUUGUUCGCUGAAUGGUCAUGGAUACCAUCUCGGAGAAACUUCAUCAAGGCAUCAUCCUCAUAAACGCCCCUUCCAUUGACUCUCGAUGACUUUCCUACUCCUUCUUUCUCUUCCUCUGCUGUCCCUCGCAGUUCAAGUCAAAAACCUGGUCACCUUUGGAGACAGCUACACGGACAUUGUCCCCGUGCGUGAUAGGGGAGCAGCGUGGCCAGUCUAUGCAGCGGGGUACGCCAACCUCACGUUGUACCCGUUUGCACGCUCUGGAGCAACGUGCUCCAACAACUUGACGCCCCGACUGUUUCCGUCGAUAUUCGAAAGCCAACUUCCAUUGUAUUUCGCGGAAAAACACAAUGGCUCGAUCGAGGUGAACGCGGAGGAGACACUGUACACACUGUGGAUUGGGACUAAUGACGUGGGAGUGGGUUCAUUGGUGACAGGGAGCAAUGGCGCGCCGAUCGUGGAUGUAGCGGGGUGUAUGGUCAAUUGGGUGAAGGUGCUGUACGAGGACGGGGCAAGAAACUUUUUAGUCCAGAAUAUGGUGCUGCUGAACGAGGUGAUUCUGUAUGCGCCAGACUCGUACCCAAACUUGUACUUUAGCGGGGCGCGGAACACGUCGGAGUGGAGCGUGUUUAUGCGCGAGCUGGUGCUGAGUGGGAACACAUUGUCGCGAGCGAUGCUGCAGGCGUUGGUGCCCGACGUUCCGGGUGCUCAUAUCGGGAUCUUUGACUCGCACGGGCUGUUCCAGGAUAUGCAUGAUAACCCAGCAGCGUACUUGAACGGGACAGCGCCGCUGAAUGUGACAGAGGGAGGUGGGACUCCUGUCUGCACGACGGCGCAGGGGACGGAUAAGGACAGUUUCCUGUGGUACGAUGAGCUGCAUCCGAGUGAGCAGGCGAAUAGAAUCGUGGCGAGGGAGAUUGCCCAGGUCACCAGAGGGGAAGAGAAUAAAUGGACGACCUGGAUUGUAUGA
Molecule: messenger RNA, 1355 nt
Organism: Desarmillaria tabescens
Lineage: Eukaryota; Fungi; Basidiomycota; Agaricomycetes; Agaricales; Physalacriaceae
Product: carbohydrate esterase family 16 protein
Exons: 4
Coding region: 471-1355 (294 amino acids)
Molecular function (GO): hydrolase activity, acting on ester bonds
Source: RefSeq, a predicted model, not a curated record